AUGUGCUGGAAUGGUGUUUGGCCUGAUGAUUGGUGUCAAAGGUUUACAGUGCUUCAUACUUCUCCGUUACCUUUAUUGACCUCUGUUCAUGAUAGAGUUCUAUGGGGGGACGAUUACAAUGCUUGUUCGGAUUUUACGGUGACUAAUGCUUGGGCUUCUUUAGAGGGAAAUCAUCUUGUGGUCCCUUGGUCUAAAUCGAUAUGGUUCUCGGGCCAUAUUCCGAAGCAUGCAUUCUGUUUAUGGUUGGCUUGUCAGAGAAGGCUUCCUACUCAAGAUCGUUUACAUUGGAAGGAUGAACCACCGGAUUUGGAGUGCUUGCUUUGUGGUCAAUGUAUGGAUAGCCAUGAACAUUUAUUCUUUCAAUGUUCGUAUGCUGGAGAUGUAUGGACUAGCAUCUUGCAUAGUACGGAUCUGAAGGAUAUGCCGUCUAGGUGGGAUCAGAUUUUAGAAGCUAUCUCGGAUUCUAAUCGUCAUCCGAAAUUAUUAAAGCAGAAGCUUGCGGUGGCAGCCGCUGUUUAUUAUAUUUGGCAAGAACGAAAUAGAAGACUCUUUACUGAGGAUCGCCGCACGACUCUGCAACUUAUUACAGUUAUUAAGGAUUCUAUCUCCAUUCGUGCGGAGUGGUUGGUGUGUCGUCGUGUGCGUAAUUCGGGUUAA
Molecule: messenger RNA, 657 nt
Organism: Cynara cardunculus var. scolymus (artichoke)
Lineage: Eukaryota; Viridiplantae; Streptophyta; Magnoliopsida; Asterales; Asteraceae
Exons: 1
Coding region: 1-657 (218 amino acids)
Source: RefSeq, a predicted model, not a curated record